Mytilus californianus (California mussel) is the source of this 813-nucleotide messenger RNA. RefSeq lists its product as uncharacterized. The coding region runs from base 80 to 760 and encodes 226 amino acids. NCBI's taxonomy places the organism in Eukaryota, Metazoa, Mollusca, Bivalvia, Mytilida, Mytilidae. The record is from RefSeq and is a predicted model, not a curated record. The transcript has 6 exons.
GUUUAUUAUUGUUACGGUUACAAUAAUCAGCUACCAAUAGCGAACACAGGACAAAAUAUUAUUGAGGCGAUUGCUUGCCAUGUCCGUAAUGUUAUACAUAUUAAUAGUGCUGUUUCACUCUACGUUGCUAGUCAGAGCAAACAAUGAAAAAGAUCGUCUUUAUAUUGCUCCCAAAACUGAGCUUACAAUAGAUACAACAGAGUACAACGGAACAGUGUCCUGUGUUUUAAAUUGCAAAGCGAAUAUGAGACCUUUUGACAACAGUGCUGAAUUUAUAUUCAACAAUGUCAGUCGAGAGCAUAUAGCAAUUGUUGAUAACAUCUGCAUAACAAAACACCAAAGAAAAUGUAAUUUCAUUUACUGUGGGUGCAAUCAAACUCUUAAUGAGUUCCGAGUAAAUUUUACAAUGACUGAUUUAAGAGUUGGACAAAUACUAGGUUGUCAGAUACGAUUUCUGAAUGAGGAUACAGGAGAUGUCACCAAAAUUUUCAUUUCAAAACGGUUUAAUGGAACAGAUUUCAAGUCUUCAGAACUGAAUAUCAAAAUGAACAAAAAAGAAAAUGAUACUGUGAAUACAACCACAGACAGAACAGAUCAACCCAAAUCAGAAAAGCGCUUGAGUGAUCGCGAUAUUCUGAUAACAUCGGGUUGUAUUGUAGUACCUGUUGUGAUAUCGGGAAUCAUAGCUUUAUAUUUGCAUAGGUUGAGAAAAAGAGAGGAGUCGUCACAGAAGCCGGUUGAACUUGGUGCUAUGAUAUGAGAUGAAAUGAGUUAUAUGAAAUAAGGGGACGACCAUUUGAUAUUCUGGGGGGG